Messenger RNA from Carya illinoinensis, 1893 nucleotides. RefSeq lists its product as uncharacterized. The coding region runs from base 755 to 1732 and encodes 325 amino acids. Gene Ontology annotation, molecular function: zinc ion binding; nucleic acid binding. Lineage: Eukaryota; Viridiplantae; Streptophyta; Magnoliopsida; Fagales; Juglandaceae. The transcript has 2 exons. The record is from RefSeq and is a predicted model, not a curated record.
GCCAAAAUGUUAAAAGUGACAGCAUGAUACGUCUCCACUUGCCUUAUUUUCUGUUAUGAGUUGUAUAUAUUUACUUCCUUAUUUAGAUAGCAGACUUUCCAUACUUAGACAGAUUAAUGACAGCAUGAUACGUCUCCACUUGCCUUAUUUUCUGUUAUGAGUUGUAUAUAUUUACUUCCUUAUUUAGAUAGCAGACUUUCCAUACUUAGACAGAUUUUGUACAUAGUCAUAGUUUCCUUUCUUGUAAAUAGAUUUAAUUCCUGUAAUUUAGCCUUGAUUUCAGCCUUGUAUCUUGCACACUUGUGCCUAUAUAAUGAAAGGAAACCCUCACUCAGGAGGUAUUGAAUCAUCUUGACAUGGUAUCAAGAGCCAGACCUUAAGGAAUAUUUCUGGUUCAUUCUCGUGGGAUAAUUUUUUUUCUGGUUGGAGGCUAGUGUUGACUCUGUCGGCACUUUCUGUGAGUUGUUUGCUUGUGGCUGGGCUGCUAUUAUUUUUUUUCUUGGUGGUGGGUGUCAGUUUUCAUCCCGUCGGCACUGUCUGUGCUGGUUUCUUGCUGUCGUUGUUGCUGGGCUGUGCUAUUUCUUGGAGUUUUGUAGCUGUCGGCAGUUUCUGUGACAGAUUUGGGCUUCUCGGCAGUCUCUGUGUAGCUUUCGGCAGUUUACGUGCAGGAGCUUCUUGGCAUUUCUGUGAGUUUAAUUUUUUUGGUGCUUAGUAGAUACGUGCAGCAGUAUUAUUCUUGGCUGGUUUCCAUUUUAUGAGCAUCAUGUCUUCAGAUUCUUUUACUGUGAAAUUUACGGGUAAAAAUUAUUCUGCUUGGGAAUUUCAAUUUCGCUUAUUUGUUUUGGGGAAAGAUUUAUGGGGUCAUAUUGAUGGUAGUGAUCCCGCUCCUACUGAGCCUCCUAAGUUGGCUCAAUGGACAAUUAAAGAUGCUAGGGUGAUGACAUGGAUUUUAGGCUCUGUUGAUCCCCUUAUUGUUCUCAAUCUAAGGCCUUAUAAGACUGCUCAAUCUAUGUGGGAAUACUUACGGAAAGUAUAUAAUCAGGACAAUACUGCCCGGCGUUUUCAAUUAGAAUAUGAGAUUGCCAGUUACACUCAGGGCGAUCUCUCUAUUCAAGAUUAUUUUUCUGGUUUUAAUACUCUGUGGGGAGAGUUUACUGACAUGAUUUAUGCCAAGGUUCCGGAAGCUUCUCUCUCUGUUGUGCAGGCCGUUCAUGAACAAAGUAAGCGUGAUCAGUUUUUAAUGAAGUUACGACCUGAAUUUGAGGUCACUCGCUCCAAUUUGAUGAACCGUGAUCCUGUGCCCUCUUUGGAUGUUUGUUUUGGGGAGUUACUUCGUGAGGAGCAGCGUCUUGCCACCCAGGCCACUUAUCAGCAUGACAAAAUGAUACCCAAUGCUGUGGCUUACGCUGCUCACGGGAAAGGCAAGGGACGGGACAUGCGGAACGUUCAAUGCUUCAGCUGCAAGGAAUACGGACAUAUUGCUGCCCACUGUGCCAGAAAAUCUUGCAACUACUGUAAGAAGCCGGGCCAUAUUAUUAAAGAUUGUCCUACUCGUCCCCAGAAUCGUCAGGCUAAUGCUUAUCAGGCUACUGUGGGUUCCUCUUCUUCUGCUACUACAGGAGAUUCUUCUACUCUUACUACAGAGAUGGUUCAGCAAAUGAUUAUUUCAGCAUUUUCAGCCUUAGGGCUGCAAGGAUCAGGUGUCGGGCCAGAUACUCGCGAAGGGGCCUAAAGUUGGACGUUUAUUUCCUCUACAUUUUUCUCUUCCUACUGUUAUUUCGUUUGCUUGUCACACUGUGAACAAUAAGUAUGAAGUAUGGCACAAACGGUUGGGUCAUCCUAAUUCCGUUGUUUUAUCUCAUGUAAUAAAUUCUGGUUUGUUGGGCAAUAAAA